Molecule: messenger RNA, 185 nt
Organism: Racocetra persica
Lineage: Eukaryota; Fungi; Glomeromycota; Glomeromycetes; Diversisporales; Gigasporaceae
Source: the annotation of a GenBank genome assembly
CCAAGGUUCCUUUUCAUAAUGAAACAGUGGAUAAAGUUGAAGAAUUUGUGCAUGCCUUACUAAUCUUGCGGAACGGGAUACUGGUAACUCUUCAUGAAUUCAACCAUAUUUUUAUAAAGAAAUCUAGGCCAACCACCGAACAACAUGAUUCUUCCGAAGAAGAUUCUACCAUUAAGACCCCAUAA